Myotis lucifugus (little brown bat) is the source of this 969-nucleotide messenger RNA. Its product is annotated as serine/threonine-protein phosphatase CPPED1-like. The record is from RefSeq and is a predicted model, not a curated record. NCBI's taxonomy places the organism in Eukaryota, Metazoa, Chordata, Mammalia, Chiroptera, Vespertilionidae. Gene Ontology annotation, molecular function: hydrolase activity.
AUGUCCACAGCAGAGGCGGGGGUUGUUUUCCACAGAGCCCAGGGCAGGACCCUGGACGCGUUUCCUGAAGAACAGAAAAGGGACCAGAAAAGCCCAUUCUACUUCAUCCAGGGUGCAGACCCACAAUUUGGACUGAUGAAGUCCUGGUCCACUGGGGACUGUGACAAUGGUGAAGAUGAGUGGGGGCAGGAGAUUUGUCUAACUGAGCAAGCCAUUCAGGCCAUCAACAAGCUGAACCCCAAGCCCAGAUUCUUUGUUCUGUGUGGGGACCGCAUUCAUGCCAUGCCAGGGAUGCCCUGGCGGAAGGAGCAGACGAAGGACCUGUAGCGGGUGCUCAGGAACAUGGACAGCGACAUCCCACUGGUCCCGGUCAGUGGCAACCACGACAUGGGCAACGGCCCCACGCCUGAGACCAUGGCAGAGUUCCAGGAGACUUGGGGAGACGACUAUUUCAGCUUCUGGGUCGGGGGCGUCCUGUUCCUCGUCCUCAACUCCCAGUUUCUGUACGACGCCUCCAGGUGCCCUGCCCUGAAGCAGGCCCAGGACCAGUGGCUGGACCAGCAGCUGAGCGGCGGGCAGCAGAAGUGCCAGCGCGCCAUCGUCUUCCAGCACAUCCCCCUCUUCCUCCAAAGCAUCGACGAGGACGAGGACUACUUCAACCUCACCAAGCCCGUGCGGAAGGAGAUGGCAGACAAGUUCGCCAAAGCAGGUAUCAAAGCUGUGUUCUCAGGCCACUACCACAGGAAUGCUGGGGGUACCUACCGGAACCUCGAUGUCGUGGUGUCAUCUGCCAUCAGACACACUAAAAACCUGAGAUCAAGGGGAGCCAGUGGUUUAAGUCUGGUUCCAAGGCCAAGGCUCAAGAACCAGGAAUGCCGAAGUCUUAGGACAGAAGAUAAAUGUCCCAGCUUACUCAGAGAAGGUAAAUUUACCCUUUCUCCACCUUUCUGUUCUGUCUGGACCUUCUGA